AAGCAACUUAUAGGUUGUGUUAGUCUCUCUGCCACAACCACCCCUUCUCGCAGUAGUCGUCAAUUGCUCUAGGUGACCAUGGAAUCAACCACCCACACACCCCCUAACGCAUGGUGAUCACAAUACACCGGCCAUAAAUUGUAGAGGAUCGAGAUACCGACUUCACCAAUCAGUACUUCCCUGACACCUUGAGAUAAACAAUGGAAACAUCUACACUUUUGAUAUAGUUGCUAGUAAUCACAAUAAGCAGUUAUACAUAAGGAAAGGAUCAAGAACCUAUACUAUGGGUUACUCUCCAUAACCUCAAGGUGUCGUGGCUGAACUACUCACACCUUGACAUCAUGAACAAAACUAAACUAUGAACAAAACAGAAAAUAAAAAAGAGAACUUUAUUGGAUGAAUGCAAGUGUUACAAGCUUAAAUUGAUGCCUUUUACAAAGGGGAGAGGGGCUAUAUAUCAAUAAACCUUACAAUAGGAUUCGCCCAAAGUGCUACUGUUGAUUGCAAAAUUUCGGUUGCCCUGCUCCUGUUCACCAUUCCAAAUCCCCUUCCAUGUCGAUUCCCUUUUUCUUCUUUGUUCUGUCGAUUCCCUUUUUCUUCUUUGUUCUGUUGCGAUUCCCUUUUUCUUCUUUGUUCUGUCGAUUCCCUUUUUCUUCUUUGUUCUGUUGCGUUUCUCAUUCCUUUUCCUGUUUUGUUUUGAUACAUUUAAUGCCUUUUGUAUUCUGACAAAUUCUCGCAGGCUUUCCUUGCCUCGCGUCCCGAGUAUUACUUAGUUUAUUUGUUUACUUCCUUAUUGCUUUUGAUUAUAUAUAGUCUGAUGGUGUGGGUUGUAUUCUUCAUUCCUUUCGCUUGAUUCUUCUUCUUGUUAUUUGCUUAAUUUCUUUGUUUACUUAUUUUUGCUUUUGUUGCUCACUUCAAUGGCUCCUAGGAUUGAUUACUUGUCCGAGGUGGUUCCCGGAAGAACAGCUUGGAGGUUUACGGUUAGGGUUGCCAGAAUUUGGGAGGUUUCCACUUAUCUCAAAAAUAACCAGGUUAACUCCGUUGAAAUGGUGCUUGUUGAUUCAAAGGGUACCAAGAUCCAUGCCACUGUAAGAAAACAAUUGCUCUAUUUGUUCCAGCGGAAGUUGGACGAGGGGUUGGUUUAUACCAUGUCCUUCUUUACCGUUGCUUGCAGCGCUGGUGCGUAUCGGACUACUUUGCAUCCUUACAAACUUGUGUUUCAGAUGAAAACUAGGGUUGAGUUGUCCGAGUGUCCUGAAAUAUCUCGCUUUGGUCUCUCUUUGAGUACCAUUGCUGAAAUCCGUGCUCUUCCUGCUGAAUAUGAUCAUUUGGUUGAUGUUGUUGGACUUCUUACUGGAGUAUCUCGUGAACGCGAGUAUUUAAGGGAUAGCAGAGUUACCAAGAUGAUUGUUAUUGAACUUACUGAUCACACUGGAAAGUGUGAGUGUGCCUUGUUUGGUGAUUAUGUUGGCCAGUUUCUCGAGAUGGUUGGGAAGAAAACUGAUUACAUGCCUGUUGUUAUUGUUCAGUUUGCCAAAGUUAAACUCUUCAGAGACGAGGUGUCUAUUCAGAAUGUUAUUAAUACCACUAGGUUGUUGGUUGACCCUCCCAUUGCUGAGGCUGUUGGUUUUAAGGAUAGGCUUGCUUCUCAUGGCAUCAAUGCUGCUACUUCCAUUGUUGUUCUUGGUCCUCGUGUUAGGCCUUCUAUGGAGGAGGAUUUCCUUCAUAGUUAUCCUAUUAUAACUAUUUCUGGGUUGAAUUCAUUAACUUCUGAUGGGGUUUUUGUCGUUUCUGCCACUAUAAUUGGUGUGGUUGCUGAUGAGGAUUGGUGGUAUCCUGCUUGCAAGUGUCACAAGAGUGUGUCCCCUGACUCUAGUGCCUACUAUUGUGGUCGUUGUGUUAAGCAUGUCUUCCAGAUGAUACCUCGUUUUAGGGUUAAGCUCCGUGUUACUGAUGGUGGUGGAGAUGGCGUUUUUGUUGUGUUUGAUGGUGAUAUGCAGUAUCUUCUUGGGGAUCAGUGUGCUACUUUGGUCGCCCGUGCAGCUGUAAUUUUUACUCCUUUGUUUUUGUUGUGUCUUUGUUUUGAUAGAGCACACAAGUGAUAUUGGCUGGAAGGA
This is a messenger RNA of Trifolium pratense (red clover), 2117 nucleotides long. RefSeq lists its product as uncharacterized. Gene Ontology annotation, biological process: DNA recombination; DNA repair; DNA replication. Lineage: Eukaryota; Viridiplantae; Streptophyta; Magnoliopsida; Fabales; Fabaceae. The transcript has 7 exons. The coding region runs from base 918 to 2102 and encodes 394 amino acids. The record is from RefSeq and is a predicted model, not a curated record. Gene Ontology annotation, cellular component: nucleus. Gene Ontology annotation, molecular function: DNA binding.